Molecule: messenger RNA, 1974 nt
Organism: Lactuca saligna
Lineage: Eukaryota; Viridiplantae; Streptophyta; Magnoliopsida; Asterales; Asteraceae
Source: the annotation of a GenBank genome assembly
AUGGGAAAACUAGUCAAUCUCGUGAACGUAAAUAUUUCCUUCAACUUCCAAAAAGGACCCAUUCCAGCUACCCUAGGAACCCUAACCAACUUGUCUACUUUGUACCUUUACCAAAACAAUCUUUCGGGUCCAAUCCCACCUUCGUUAGGAAAUCUGACCUCCUUAACGAUCCUGUCUGUAUAUAUGAACGAACUUUCGGGUCGAAUUCCAGACGACUUAGGAAAAAUGAAGUCCCUAAUUGUGUUAAUGAUAGGCCAUAAUAAGUUCACUGGUUCCAUUCCUGUUUCACUUAGCAACCUGACCAAGUUAGAGAUCCUCGAUGUUCAUGAAAACUUGCUUUCGGGAUUCAUCCCACCACAACUCGAAAAACUGGAUUCACUGAUUGAACUUUCGUUCAGCCACAACAAGUUUAGUGGUCAAAUCCCGGCUUCACUUGGAAACCUUAGCAAGUUGGAACAGUUGUACCUUAAUGACAACCUGCUAACUGGUUUCAUUCCUGAAGAGUUGGGGAACAUGAACUCUCUUGUUGAGAUUUACGUGGUCGAGAAUCGGCUCCAAGGUCAAAUCCCAUAUUCAAUCGGCAACCUCAGAAAUUUGGAGAUAUUUGUGCUUCAUGACAACCAAUUUUCGGGUUUUUUCCCAGAAACGAUAAGCCGUUGUGAAAAACUGAGAUAUUUGACUUUAAGUAAUAACUCGGUCAUGGGUUCAGUCCCUCAAUCGGUUUGCAACUUGAAAUCCCUUCAGAUUCUUGACCUAGGGAAUAACCGGUUUAGUGGUGUGCUUCCUCAAUGUUUGGGUAAUUUCAGCAGCAACCUCCAAGUGUUGGAUCUCCGGCUGAAUGGCUUCCGUGGAAACAUUCCUGCAACAUUCGAGCAAAAUAACGACUUAAGGAGUCUGAACAUGAACAGCAAUCGACUGCAAGGCUCAAUUCCCUGGGAUUUGGUAAACUGUAGGAAACUGGAAGUUUUAAAUUUGGGAAACAACAUGCUAACGGGAACAUUCCCUCACUGGGUUGAUACGCUUCCAGAGCUUCAAGUUCUGGUCUUGCGAGGUAAUAAACUCAAGGGAACUUUAGACAACUCCAACAACAAAAAGCCGUUUCCAAAGAUGCGAAUUCUUGACCUGUCCAGCAAUGAAUUCAGUGGGAAUUUGCCGAAAAAUUACUUCAAGAACUUUAAAGCAAUGAUGGGCGUUAAUGGAGACUCAUCUGGACCACUGUACAUGGGACGAAAUUCGUCGAUGUCCAUGUAUCAAGACAAAUUGGUGCUGGUGGUGAAGGGAUCGAGACGCGAACUGGAGAGAAUCCUUGUCGUCUACACCACAAUAGAUCUUUCGGUUAAUAAAUUCCAAGGAAAAAUUCCGGAUACCAUCGGAAGAUUAAGUUCACUCCUGUUCCUGAAUCUAUCCCAUAACAGUCUCACGGGAGGAAUUCCGAUACACCUGAGAGAUCUUAGAGUGCUGGAGUCUUUAGAUCUCUCAUCGAACAAGAUGGUAGGUAAAAUUCCUGUAGAACUAAGGGCUUUGACGUUCCUUUCGGUCGUAAACUUUUCCCAAAAUCAGUUUCAAGGAAGCAUACCUGACGGCGGACAGUUUAAUACGUUUGGGAACAAUUCAUAUGAAGGGAACAUGGGGUUAUGUGGAUUCCCUUUGACAAAGAGCUGUGGAGAUGAUGAGGUGUCAUCAUCUCCGAUACCGAUUGAAGAUGAUGAUGAUGAUGAUGACGACUCUGGUUUCUUUAAUGGAUUUACUUGGAAAUCUGUGGCUUUGGGAUAUGGAUUUGGGAGUGUAAUUGGAUUGGGUAUCGGAUGGCUUAUGUUUCACUAUGGAAGGCCUAGAUGGGUUAUUAUGAUUGUGGAAAGAGAACGAUUUAGACAAGAAAGAAAAGCAAUAAAGACUCCUCAGGUAACCAGUAGAGCUUUCAGACGGAAAAAGCUUUCUCAAGUUUCUGAUGUAAAUUUUACAAUGUCUUUUUGA